This is a messenger RNA of Sorex fumeus (smoky shrew), 717 nucleotides long. RefSeq names its product transmembrane protein 150B (gene TMEM150B). Lineage: Eukaryota; Metazoa; Chordata; Mammalia; Eulipotyphla; Soricidae. Bases 1 to 717 code for a protein of 238 amino acids. The record is from RefSeq and is a predicted model, not a curated record. The transcript is spliced from 6 exons.
AUGAACGGCUACCUGUUCCUGCUGCCUGUUCUCCUGGCUGUCUGGUCUACAGUGGGCGUAUGGAUUGUCUUCGGCAUGGCUGUGGCCAACAAGGCUGUGAACAUCUCCCAGACAUUCCCCUAUAUCAGCGUCUGUGGAGCCGAUCCGCCGCAGAGCUGUGUCUUUAGCCAGGUGCUCAACAUAGGAGCUGCCAUGGGCGCCAGUAUCUGCAUUCUCCGUUACUACCAGCUUCAGGACUGGGGGCUCAAGAAGCGGUCUAACCAGGUGAUCCUGUGCAGCGGGCUUCUCUGCGCCCUGGGCACUUCCAUCGUCGGCAAUUUCCAGCAUCAGCACCAACUGGCAACACACCUGACGGGGGCCUUCCUGGCAUUCUUUGUGGGUGCCUUCUACUUCUGGCUCCAGCUUGGUUUUCUCCGGGGACUGAAGAUGGCAGCCCAGCCGGGCGCACCCUGGCUUGGUCCCCUGCGUCUGGGCCUCUGCAGCAUCUGCUCUGUGCUCUCAGUGGCCAUGGUGGUCCUGCACAUCCAGGGUCUGCGCUCGGUGGCCGCUUACUGCGAGUGGACCGUGGCCAUGAUCCUCUUCCUGCUCUUCGGCCUUCUGGCUGUGGACUUCUCUUGCCUGUCCAACUGCACCCUGCAGCUGAAGUCUGCUCCCCUCAGCAGCUCCCCGCCCGUCCCCGCUGGCUCCCUGCAGCUGCAGCAGUCCCAGGCGCUCUGA